Molecule: messenger RNA, 1455 nt
Organism: Alternaria metachromatica
Lineage: Eukaryota; Fungi; Ascomycota; Dothideomycetes; Pleosporales; Pleosporaceae
Exons: 1
Coding region: 1-1455 (484 amino acids)
Source: RefSeq, a predicted model, not a curated record
AUGGCGACAGAAAGCCGAGACCCUGUCGCGCUCCGGCUACGAGAUACAUUGUACAAGUUCGUCCAUGACGUAUUCAUCGCUGCGAGCAUAUCCACGGACGACUGGCCUGAAACUUACGAGGAAGGCGAUGCUGCCAACGCUGUGACUGCGGAAGAGUUCGUCGCUGAACGGCUGGGCGCUCUGCGGCAAGGGGUACAACAACAACGUCGAGAGGCCGAAGAGGAUAUUGACCAGUUCAUGAUCAGAGGAAGUGAAGUAAUGAACGCUCUUGUCGAGCGUGUCGGCGGAGCCGAUUCAGAAUUGGUGCCGAACAAGGACAACUACGGCCGCCGGUUGGGAUCACGCUGGAAGGAGAUCGAUGGAGGCAUCCACAAGCUCCACAGGCUUACCAACGAUGCCAUCAAGACACGUAAGCGAACGACCUUGGCCGUCGACAGGAUAUUCCAGGACCUCUUCGAGGAGAACAACGUCGACAAGCCGGAAUGGAAGCACAGCGAAACAGCGGACAAAGCUGUCAAGUCGGUACCAGAAGACAGCGCAGCAGCUGAUAGCGCCGUUGAGUUCUUUGGGACAUUGCCUGCCAAGUUGCGGCUGGGUAUAGCCAAACACACCGAGAGGGUCUCGCAUCUGGAAAAAGAGCUAGUUCGGUUCCAACUUGACAGAGACAGUAUAGUAACUGGCACCACGCAGUUCGUACGAAGCGUAUAUGACACUUUAGAAAUGGAUGUGAGCCAUCUCACCCUACCUAAAAAGGAAGACCAUGCUCCCCUCUUCAACUCUUGGCUUCAAGCACGACAUGUGCAGAUUCGCUGCGAACAUUCUGCUCAGCUUCAGCUGCUUGUUGACGGUAUUCAAGAUAUUGCUAGCUCUGCAUAUCGUUGUGCUAAGUUGCCCGCUCCGAUCUGCAUAAACCCCGAAAUCCACAUCCGGAGCUCAAAGACGGAGUUGACGCGCUGGCGUAAAUCAUUCGAGAACUGGUGCAACUUCGAAUAUGCAAAGACUGAGCUUGCUAUCAAAGCAGCUGAAGCGGACGUCCUUCACCUCAGUUACGGUAAGCUUCUCAGGUGGGCCGGAGGCAGAAUCUUCGACCGCAUGCACCGAGUUCAUUCGCUACUCCACAAAGACAAAAAGCUGGAGAUGUUUCUCUUUGACGCGAGCUACUCUUCGUACGAAGUGAGCGUGAACAAUGCCACGACGAUGGGAGACUGGCUCAUCGCGGCCGGUGUCCAGAUUGAAAACACCAUUCGAGAGAGAGCCGAAUGUGCGAUGAGCCUAAUGGAUGAGCUGAAGGAGCUAUGCGCGGAGACUCAAGACGCGAAGUUACGUGAGAAAAUGGAACGUCUUAUCGACAGGGCGAAGGACGCGGUGAGCACGCAUAGUGAGACUAUCCCUCAGCGUCGCACAAACUUCUCGCGGUUGGUCAAGGAUAUGUUCCGCCCAAAGGCAAACGAAUGA